GAUAAGCCAUUCGUCUUUCACUUGUGACUGUGUUACUGAGUGAGUAAACAGAAGAGUUUGCCUGCAUUUCUGAUAGGGCUGGACAGUAAAAGGCUGAUACGCAAUGAAGCUGACGAUUCCAGAAAGCUUUGAAGAUGUUGCUGUUGACUUUUCAAGGGACGAAUGGAAGAUGCUUAACAAAGAGGAAAAACUGCUACACCAGGAGGUGAUGGUGCAGAACUAUGAUCACAUGGUGUCAGUAGGCUACAAUAUCCCAAAUGCGCAACUGUUGUUUCUGCUUCAAAAACAUGAGAAACUUGAACCUGUUGUUAUGGAAGAAAUUAUUACCAGGCUUCAAAUGGAAAUUUCUGAAUUCUCCCCCAGCAUCAGCAGGUUGAAGAAAUGUAAUCAGACCCAGAAGGAUUCCACGAAUUCAAACAGCAAUAAAAGCUUAACAGAUAAAAAGACUUUUACAAGACCAGAGCCUUUUCAUACAGGAAACCAUCACCAUCAGUUCACAGAGUGUAACGUGAGUUUUAGUCAUGAGAGAGUGCUAAAACAUUGUCUACAAAUUCAUGAAGUAAAAAAAUACAAUAGUUUUGGUAACUGCAAAAAGAGUUUCAUGCCCUCACUUUCACACAGAGUGCAUUGUUGUGGUAAUACUACAGAGGGAAUUAGGAAUGGAACAUUUAGAAGAAUUAAAAAAGUUGAAAAGUGCAAGGAUAGUGUGGUAACAUACAUGAAAACUGGAAGAAAAUCCUACAAAUUAUCCACAGGUGGUAAGAGCUUAAUAGACACAAACAAAUCCUUUCAUCUCUCAAAUAUUCACACUAGAGAGUCAUCAUACAACUCUGCCACACAUGACAGGAGUCUUACAUGGACUGGUAACCUUGCAGUGGAUGAUAAUAUCCCUGGAGGUGAAAAGUCAGGUAAGUGUGUCAUAUGUGCCAGGUGUUUUACUUGGAAGGAUUGUCAAGCACUCCACAAGAAAACUCACACUAGAGAGAACUCACAUAAAAGUACAACCACUGAAAAGAGUUUUCCAUUGAAGAACAGCCUUCCAUUGCAUGAGAAAAUUAAUUCUGGGAAAAAGCCAUAUACAUGUACAACUUGUGACAUAAGCUUUACACUGAAGGACAGACUGGCACACCAUGAAAAAAAACAUACUGGAAAUGUAUUCUAUAAACGUGGCAUAUGUGGCAAGAGAUUUUCAAAGAGUGACAGAAUCAUCGUCUGUGAGAAAAUUCACACUGGGCAAAAGCAGUAUAAAUGUGAUACAUGUGGCAAGAGGUUUAAAACAAAAAGCAACCUGAAAAGCCACAAGAGGCGUCACACUGGAGACAAACCAUACUGUUGUACAACUUGUGGCAAGAGGUUUACAUGGAAGGGCAACCUUUCAGUCCAUGAGAAAAUCCAUAGUGGAGAUAAAUCUUUUAAAUGUGCUAUAUGCGGCAAGAGUUUUAUAGCAAAGGCUACUCUGUUAGCUCAUAUGAAAACACACACUGGAGAAAAGCCAUAUAAAUGUACAGUAUGUGGCAAGAGUUUUAGAUGGAAGAGUAGUAUUUCCGCCCAUGAAAAAUUUCACACUGGAAAUAAAUCUUAUAAAUGUGCUAUAUGUGGCAAGAGUUUUACCCAGAAAGGUGACCUUGCAGUGCAUGAGAAAAGACACAGUUCAGAGAAGCCAUAUACUUGUGCAAUUUGCAGCAAGAGUUUUACACUGAAGCGCAGCCUUCGAGCCCAUGAGAACAUCCACAAUGGAAAUAAGUCAUACAAAUGUGCUACAUGUGACAAGAGCUUUACACGGAAGGAUAACCUUGCAGUCCACGAGAAAAUUCAUACUCAGGAGAGGCCAUAUAAAUGUGCAACUUGUGACAAGAGUUUUACAUUUAAGGGUAGCCUUACUUACCACAUGAAAAUCCAUACAGCUAAAGCCCAUAAAUGUGUCACAGAUCAUUUAGAUUUCUUAACCGGGAAUAUUUUUGUUUGGCCACGGCACAACCAACAACGUGCAUCUGACGCAAACAAGAUACGACGGCUACCCGAUAGAACCGACUAUGUGAGCGUAGAAACGACAACAGCUGAUCGGGCUAUUGAAAAUACAAAUAACAUCACCUUGACUGAUUCGGAAGUACAGGCAGUCACAGCACCUAUUCAUAUGGCACCUUCUGAACUUUGCCGCAUGGAUGAUGAAAAUUUUCCUGUGUUAUCAGAAGCGGCAACAGGAGAUAGAGUGGCUCUUGAACAUGGACACAAUGAUACAGCAUCUGAUAAUAAUAACGCUGUGUCUGGGAAGGAUGAUAUAUCCAAGGGAGCUCGCCCCAAACAAACGCCAGAAGAUGAAUACAGCGUACUUAGUAAAGGAUUGACGUUUGUGCCAGGUAGAACAGGAGUGUUCAACGAGAUAGUAUUGGACAUUAUGCUGUAUUGUAGGAACCUAGCUUUGAAAUGUAUAUAUAACAACGAUAAUGUAGCAGUUAAUAAUACGCAACUUCGACGACCUAGUUGCUUUGUACCGCAGUUUACACCGGCUAUGCAUAUGUUUAUAGAUAGUUGUGAAAGAGAUUUAGAGGAAUACUUUAGAGCUAGUGGUCAUAGAAAGUAUUUCAAUUUGACUUUUACACAACAACAGGCGCUACAAGGGUUAAUGCAGAACAAUGAUUUGGUUAUCAAGAAUGCCGACAAGGGUGGGGCGGUCGUUGUAUUGGAUAGUAUCUUUUAUAAAAACAAAUUGCAGCAGAUGCUUUUGAAUGAUAAUGUAUAUGUGAGGAUUAAUCCAUUGGCUGUUAAGAUGAUUAUUGAGAGAGUGAAUAGGUGUCUGUAUGACUUGCAUGGGAAUCAGAAAAUCAACGAUGAGUUGUAUGAAUUUCUAAAAACUAGUAAACCAGUUACACCAUUGUUGAAAGCCUUACCCAAAGUGCAUAAAUCAUUGGAAGACCCACCCCUCAGACCUAUUGUUUCAGGGAGGGGAUGGGUGACCGAAAAUGCUUCCAUAUGGUUGGAAUGCACUUUGAAACCACUGCUGAAUAAGUUACCUAAUGUGCUUAAGGAUACUAAAUGUUUCCUACAGCUAGUGAAAGAAGCUGAUGGGAUGUAUCCCACUACAGAGCUAUUGCUUGUUACAUUAGAUAUAGAGAGCCUGUUUACAGUGAUCAAUAAUGACUAUGGGGUAGACGCCAUUGAGAGGUUAAUGCAAGAGAUGGGAGAAUCUACCGCCAAGAUAGAUCUAAUACCAGAGGCUUUUGAAGAUGUUGCUGUUGACUUUUCAAGUGAGGAAUGGAAAAUUCUGAGCAAAGAGGAGAAAAGGCUACACCGGGAAGUGAUGGUGCAGAACUUCGAUCAUAUGUUAUCAGUAGGGUAUAACAUACCAGUGGAACAGCUGUUGCUGCUAAUUGAGAAACCCAAUCAGCUUCCAUUUAAUAUUAUGGAAGGUGUAUCAAAGCUUCAGACUGAUCUUCCUGAAACAGCCCAAACCAGUGGACGAACAGGAAUGCAGACACAGAUGUACAGGACUGUCCUAAAUAAGGAUGCAUGGGUCCUUCUUAAAGAAGACAUUGCCACAAUGGUCAGAGCUGUAAAAGCAGGGGGGGCUCCUCCAGCACCCAUGAAUAAUAGCAAAGUUCCAGAAGGCUUUGAAGAUGUUUCUGUUGACUUUUCAAGAGACGAGUGGAAGAUGCUCAGUCAAGAGGAGAAACAGCUACACCGGGAGGUGAUGGUACAGAACUAUGAUCUCAUGGUGUCAUUAGGUAAGGAUAAUCCCAAAGGUACACAUGAAGUUAAUGGUACAAAGUAUAACCACAUGGUGUCAUUAGGUAAGAUAACUAAAUAUUUAGUUAACAGGUGUCUGAAUCGAAGUCAGAGUUGGAAUCGACAGUCAUUGUUUCAAAAUCGUCAGGGUUCUAAAUGUGACAAGGAUCCUCUUGAUAAAAUGCAAGAAUAUGUUGAACAGAAGCAGCAUAAAUGUUUUGUGUGUAAUAAGACAUUUUCAAGGAUUGCUUACCUUUCACUUCAUGAAAAAAUACACACCGGAGAGAAGCCAUUUAAAUGUGCCACAUGUGGCAAGAGCUUUACACAAAAGAGUACACUUUCAACACAUGAAAAAAUACAUGUGGGAGAAAAACCUUACAGAUGUGCUGUAUGUGAAAAGAGUUUUACAUUGAAGCAUACCCUUUUUUGUCAUGAAAAAGUGCACACUGGAGAAAAGCCAUAUAAAUGUUCCACAUGUGACAAAAGCUUUUCACAGAAGAGUACCCUUUCAAUGCAUGAGAAAAUACACACUGGAGAGAAGCCAUAUAAAUGUACCACAUGUGACAAGAGUUUUACAAGGAAAAGCUACCUUAUAGUGCAUAGUAAAUUGCACACUGGAGAUAAACCAUAUAAAUUUAUAUGCGACAAGAGUUUUCUACAGAAAACUGCUCUUUCAACACAUGAGAAAAUCCACACUGGGGAGAAGCCAUUUGUAUGCACCACAUGUCACAAACAUUUUACACAAAAGAGUACCCUUUCGGCACAUGAGAGAAUACACACAGGAGACAAGUUGUAUAAAUGUACAACAUGCGAGAAGACUUUUACAUUCAGGACCACCCUUUCAGCCCACAAGACAACACACACAGGAGAGAAGCCAUACAAAUGUGCUGUAUGUAACAAAUAUUUUAGACAGACGUCUACUCUUUCAACUCAUGAGAAAGUACAUACUGGAGAAAAACCUUUUAAAUGCGCCACAUGUGACAAGAGUUUUUCAUGUAGGAGUUCCCUUUCGUCACAUGAGAAAAUACAUAAGGGUUUGAAGCCACAUAAAUGUGUCACAUGUGGCAAGAGUUUCACUAAUAAGAGUGGCCUUUCAUUUCAUGAGAGAAUACACACUGGAGACAGGCGAUAUAAAUGUGAUUGGUGUGGCAAAAGUUUUAUACAGAAUAGCGCCCUUUUAACACAUCACAAAAUACACACUGGGGUAAAGCCAUUCAAAUGUGAGAUAUGUAACAAGUGUUUUACACAAAAGGUUUCUCUUCAGGUGCAUGAGAAAAUACACAGUAGGUGCCUGAACUACAAUGACAUUCAAAGACAAGAGUCAUCAUUACAGAAUAAUCAAAAAUCUAAACAUGCCAAGGACCUUCUUGGUAAAAUGCCAGCAUAUGUUAAACAUAAGCAAUGUAAGUGUUCCAAAUGUGAUAAGACAUUUAUAAGUAAUGCUCAUCUUUUAUCGCAUGAAAAAAUACAUACAGGAGAGAAGCCGUUUAAGUGUGCCACGUGUGAUAAGAGUUUUACACAGAAAAGUACACUUUCAACCCAUGAGAAAAUUCACACUGGAAAAAAAAUAUACAAAUGUGUAACUUGCGGCAAGAGUUUUACACUGAAAAGUACCCUUUCAAAUCAUGAGAAAAUACACACCGGGGAGAAGCCAUAUACAUGUGCCACAUGUUAUAAGUGUUUUAAAUUUAAGAGCACCCUUUCAAAUCAUGAGAAAAUACACACGGGAGAGAAACCAUAUAAAUGUGCCUCAUGUGACAAGCAUUUUAUCUAUAAGAGUAACCUUUCAAAACAUAUGAAAAUACACACAGGUGAGAAACCAUAUAAAUGUGCAGCAUGUGACAAGUUUUUUAGAUUUCAGAGUACCCUUUCAAAUCAUAAUAAAAUACACAUAGGAGAGAAACCAUAUAAGUGUGUCACAUGUGACAAGCAUUUUAAAUUUAAGCGUAACCUUUCAAAACACCUGAAAAUACACACUGGAGAGAAGCCAUUCACGUGUGCCACAUGUAAUAAGAGUUUUACACAGAAAAGUACACUUUCAACACAUGAGAAGAUACACACUGGAAAGAAGAUAUACAAGUGUGUCACAUGUGGCAAGAGUUUUACAUUGAGAAGUACCCUUUCAAAUCAUGAGAAAAUACAUACUGGAGAAAAAACAUAUAAAUGUACCACAUGUAACUGGAGUUUUAUACGAAAAAGUGCCCUUUCAACCCAUUUGAAAGUACACACUGGAGAAAAGCCAUUUAAGUGUGCCAAAUGUGGAAAGACUUUUUCAAGAAAGAAUCGACUUUCUGCACAUAAUAAACUACACACUGGAGAGACACCAGUGAUUAUUGAAAGGUAUGAAAAAGUUACAUGGACACGAGAAAGAAAAAGAGAUCUGGUUUGGUGCAGUAUUUAUGCAAAAGUGAAAGCCAAACUAAUCAGUACAAAAAAGGCAGCUCCAAAAAUAUUUGAAGAGAAAUAUAGGCAAAGACACCCAGAUAUGAAAAAUUUCACAGUACAAAAAAUAAGAUCGCAAAGGGGGAAUAUAGAGAAGAAAAUAAGUGAGGUGGAAGUUAAACAAAUACAAAUUGAAGUGAUGGACCAUCUGAGAAAUGAAGGGUUUAGUGUGGAAAGUGCAGCACUGGCAGUUUUGCAACGUGAUGGGCCAGUGGGUCCUCAGACAGAAGAGCAGCUGGAGGAGUGGGAUGCACCUAAAGACGAUUUGCCACAGGGCAAUGUUUUGAACCUUCCUGUAGGAGACUUGCAUGAAAGCCCAGUUGAAGUUGCACAACAAGGGAAAGAGCAGGAAACAGUUGCAAGUCUGACUGGAGGAACAACAAAUGAAGCAGGAUGCAUUGAAGAGGACAUGUCACAGGAAGAUGUUGUAGAACUUUCUGUAGAAGACUUGCAAAAAACAGAGAGCAAAGAAGAUGUUCUCAAUCCUAAAGAAAAUAAUUCAAGGGAAUAUCUGCUUGAUUCAUAGAAAUGGAUGGAUAGACAUGUUGACGUAGAUGAAGGAAGUAAAUAACAGAAAGUAAGUAAGAACACAAAUGUUAGAAGACUGGUAAAACAGAUGAACACA
Messenger RNA from Protopterus annectens (West African lungfish), 6790 nucleotides. RefSeq lists its product as uncharacterized. Gene Ontology annotation, biological process: regulation of DNA-templated transcription. The record is from RefSeq and is a predicted model, not a curated record. Lineage: Eukaryota; Metazoa; Chordata; Ceratodontiformes; Protopteridae.